GGGUCCUAAGUUUGGAAAUCCGUCUCCCUCGUCGAGAUCCUGCCAUGCACCUGCGAUUGAGAUACGGCCAUUGCACCUGAUAUACCUCCUGAUACUCUCCCUGGCAGACUCGAACAAAUGGGCAAAUGGCGAUACGGAGUCAUUCUCGAUGCCGGAUCAUCUGGCACCCGAGUGCAUAUUUACCGAUGGCUCAACACGCAAAGAGCAAGGAAGGAAGGCACGGAGGUUGAGCUCAACAGCCUGCCCGAGCUGGAAACAAAGAAGAAGUGGACUUUGAAGAUUCACCCUGGUGUCUCGACAUUCGGAGAGAAGCCAGAAGCUGUUGGACCCGACCACCUUAAGCAGCUCGUCGACCAUGCCCUCGAAUACAUCCCCGAUGAUCAAGUACAAGACACGCCCAUCUUCCUCCUUGCCACAGCAGGAAUGCGCCUCCUGCCCGACAUUCAACGCAACCAAGUCCUCGACAACAUCUGCUCCUACCUACAACGAAACACACAAUUUCAACUCCCAGAUUGCGGUCUACACAUUCAGGUCAUUCCAGGAGAAACAGAAGGAUUAUACGGAUGGAUCGCUGCAAAUUACCUGCUAGGUGCCUUUGACGCAGAUGCAGCCAAACACCACGGUCAUGGCAAAGACCACCACACAUACGGCUUUUUGGAUAUGGGAGGCGCAUCUGCCCAGAUUGCCUUCGCUCCCAAUGCCACAGAAGCCGAAAAACACGCCGAAGACUUGAAGCUGCUGCGCAUGCGCAAGGUCAAUGGUGAUCCUCUCGAAUACAAGGUCUUUGUUACCACCUGGCUGGGCUAUGGUGUCAAUGAGGCUCGCAGACGCUACAUCGACUCGCUCCUAACAGCAAGCCCUGGAAUCGCUGAGCUGCCUGAUCCGUGUCUUCCUACUGGUCUGGAAGUCACAAAAUCGGGACAUGCGAUUGGACCUGGCUCUCAUGAGGCGGCUGGGAAAGAGACAUACCUGCUGGGAACAGGCAAAUUCCCCGAGUGUCUCUCAAAGACAUUCCCCUUGCUGGACAAGGAUGCGCCAUGUCUGGAUCCUCCAUGUUUGCUACACGGUGUUCACGUUCCUGCCAUCGACUUUGACGUCAACCACUUCGUCGGUGUUUCCGAAUACUGGCACACCACCCAUGAAAUCUUCGAAAUGGCGCACAAGGACAAAGCAUACGACUUCAACACCUAUCAACAACGAGUUUUGGAAUUCUGCAGUCAAGACUGGAAGUCGAUACAAAAAGGCGUCAAAGAAGAGAAAUGGGGUCACAAAGUUACAGAAGAGAAGGUCGCUGAGGUAUGCUUCAAGGCCAGUUGGUUGAUAAACAUGUUACACGAUGGCAUUGGUAUUCCAAGAGUUGGCCUGGAAGCUACAAAAGGUGGACACAACGGUACAAAGGCUGUGAUAGAUGGUGCGAAAGAGAAGGGCUUCCUCGAUCCGUUCCAGGCAGUCAACAAGAUCAAUGAUGUGGAAGUUAGCUGGACACUCGGAAAGAUGGUCUUGUAUGCUGCUUCACAAGUCCCUGGCCCGGAUGACAAGGCUUUGGCAGUUGGCUUCGGUAGUAACGUCGCUGGACCCAACCUUCCCAAGGACUUCCAACAUGCAGGUGGUAGCUCCAUCCCUCUGCCAAGCGACCUCAAAGACGACGACGUUGACUGGCACGACAAACUCUUCACCUCCAGCUCUUCUCGCCGACUUCCUGGUUUCCUCCUAUUCCUACUAAUCCUCCUCGUCGCCGCAUUUCUCCUCUGCGGCCGUGACAGACGCAGUUCUCUCCUACGCAAAGCAGGCUUCUCACCCGGCAAAGGCAACAAACGUAAGAACGCCGUAACCAACGGCCUGGGUAAACUGUUCGGCAACAACAACUCCGGUCCAUUAUACGAACGCGUUCUGGAAGGCGGCAUCGGUCCCGACCCCUCGGACUUCGAACUCGACGACAUGAACGACUCAGACUCGGAAAACAGCAACGGCCAUACCUCCGGCUGGGCAACACCCAAAGCAAACAACAAUGGCUUCAGCAGCCCCGUCUUACAUUCUUCCCCUCGCUCCGCACGUGUGAACCUGUACAACGCAAACGCACAACAUCCUCCACCCCAACCCAUGGCUGGAUACUUUGACGGCCCUCCCAAUCAUGCCAGUAGUACUCAUUCUUUGGCCACAACGCCUGGACUGCAAUUACCUGGUGGUAGGGGAGGAUUGCUCGCUAGAACGGAGAGUAGGGAGCAAUUGGCUACUGCAACAUUGAGAUCGGGGAGUAGAAGUCGGGCUGCCAGUCCUAGUAGGAUAAGGAGUCCGUUUAUCGCUCCUUUGAGAGAAGGGAUUGAGUAAAUGAGACUUGAAAUUUGCAGUGUUUUGGGAUAUGGUGUUUUCAGGACAUGAUCGGGCUGGGGUUCUUUCCUUCUCUCACGAGAUUUCGGGGUCUUCAUUGUUUUAGCGAUGGUGUUUUUCAUGGGGUUCCUUUCUUUUCAUC
Aureobasidium pullulans EXF-150 is the source of this 2470-nucleotide messenger RNA. RefSeq names its product putative nucleoside diphosphatase. Gene Ontology annotation, biological process: nucleoside diphosphate catabolic process. Bases 118 to 2328 code for a protein of 736 amino acids. The transcript has 4 exons. Lineage: Eukaryota; Fungi; Ascomycota; Dothideomycetes; Dothideales; Saccotheciaceae. Gene Ontology annotation, cellular component: membrane. The record is from RefSeq and is a predicted model, not a curated record. Gene Ontology annotation, molecular function: nucleoside diphosphate phosphatase activity.